Homo sapiens (human) is the source of this 3767-nucleotide messenger RNA. It is a transcript of the gene ELAC2, whose product is annotated as elaC ribonuclease Z 2. Gene Ontology annotation, biological process: tRNA processing. Lineage: Eukaryota; Metazoa; Chordata; Mammalia; Primates; Hominidae. The record is from RefSeq and is marked reviewed. Gene Ontology annotation, cellular component: nucleus; mitochondrion; mitochondrial nucleoid. The transcript has 24 exons. Gene Ontology annotation, molecular function: 3'-tRNA processing endoribonuclease activity. The coding region runs from base 81 to 2561 and encodes 826 amino acids.
AUGCGGAGCGGCUAGGUGGUGCACGGGAAACGCGGGCGUAGGUGACCGGCGGCUUUCUCAGUUUUGGUGGAGACGGGCGCAUGUGGGCGCUUUGCUCGCUGCUGCGGUCCGCGGCCGGACGCACCAUGUCGCAGGGACGCACCAUAUCGCAGGCACCCGCCCGCCGCGAGCGGCCGCGCAAGGACCCGCUGCGGCACCUGCGCACGCGAGAGAAGCGCGGACCGUCGGGGUGCUCCGGCGGCCCAAACACCGUGUACCUGCAGGUGGUGGCAGCGGGUAGCCGGGACUCGGGCGCCGCGCUCUACGUCUUCUCCGAGUUCAACCGGUAUCUCUUCAACUGUGGAGAAGGCGUUCAGAGACUCAUGCAGGAGCACAAGUUAAAGGUUGCUCGCCUGGACAACAUAUUCCUGACACGAAUGCACUGGUCUAAUGUUGGGGGCUUAAGUGGAAUGAUUCUUACUUUAAAGGAAACCGGGCUUCCAAAGUGUGUACUUUCUGGACCUCCACAACUGGAAAAAUACCUCGAAGCAAUCAAAAUAUUUUCUGGUCCAUUGAAAGGAAUAGAACUGGCUGUGCGGCCCCACUCUGCCCCAGAAUACGAGGAUGAAACCAUGACAGUUUACCAGAUCCCCAUACACAGUGAACAGAGGAGGGGAAAGCACCAACCAUGGCAGAGUCCAGAAAGGCCUCUCAGCAGGCUCAGUCCAGAGCGAUCUUCAGACUCCGAGUCGAAUGAAAAUGAGCCACACCUUCCACAUGGUGUUAGCCAGAGAAGAGGGGUCAGGGACUCUUCCCUGGUCGUAGCUUUCAUCUGUAAGCUUCACUUAAAGAGAGGAAACUUCUUGGUGCUCAAAGCAAAGGAGAUGGGCCUCCCAGUUGGGACAGCUGCCAUCGCUCCCAUCAUUGCUGCUGUCAAGGACGGGAAAAGCAUCACUCAUGAAGGAAGAGAGAUUUUGGCUGAAGAGCUGUGUACUCCUCCAGAUCCUGGUGCUGCUUUUGUGGUGGUAGAAUGUCCAGAUGAAAGCUUCAUUCAACCCAUCUGUGAGAAUGCCACCUUUCAGAGGUACCAAGGAAAGGCAGAUGCCCCCGUGGCCUUGGUGGUUCACAUGGCCCCAGCAUCUGUGCUUGUGGACAGCAGGUACCAGCAGUGGAUGGAGAGGUUUGGGCCUGACACCCAGCACUUGGUCCUGAAUGAGAACUGUGCCUCAGUUCACAACCUUCGCAGCCACAAGAUUCAAACCCAGCUCAACCUCAUCCACCCGGACAUCUUCCCCCUGCUCACCAGUUUCCGCUGUAAGAAGGAGGGCCCCACCCUCAGUGUGCCCAUGGUUCAGGGUGAAUGCCUCCUCAAGUACCAGCUCCGUCCCAGGAGGGAGUGGCAGAGGGAUGCCAUUAUUACUUGCAAUCCUGAGGAAUUCAUAGUUGAGGCGCUGCAGCUUCCCAACUUCCAGCAGAGCGUGCAGGAGUACAGGAGGAGUGCGCAGGACGGCCCAGCCCCAGCAGAGAAAAGAAGUCAGUACCCAGAAAUCAUCUUCCUUGGAACAGGGUCUGCCAUCCCGAUGAAGAUUCGAAAUGUCAGUGCCACACUUGUCAACAUAAGCCCCGACACGUCUCUGCUACUGGACUGUGGUGAGGGCACAUUUGGGCAGCUGUGCCGUCAUUACGGAGACCAGGUGGACAGGGUCCUGGGCACCCUGGCUGCUGUGUUUGUGUCCCACCUGCACGCAGAUCACCACACGGGCUUGCCAAGUAUCUUGCUGCAGAGAGAACGCGCCUUGGCAUCUUUGGGAAAGCCGCUUCACCCUUUGCUGGUGGUUGCCCCCAACCAGCUCAAAGCCUGGCUCCAGCAGUACCACAACCAGUGCCAGGAGGUCCUGCACCACAUCAGUAUGAUUCCUGCCAAAUGCCUUCAGGAAGGGGCUGAGAUCUCCAGUCCUGCAGUGGAAAGAUUGAUCAGUUCGCUGUUGCGAACAUGUGAUUUGGAAGAGUUUCAGACCUGUCUGGUGCGGCACUGCAAGCAUGCGUUUGGCUGUGCGCUGGUGCACACCUCUGGCUGGAAAGUGGUCUAUUCCGGGGACACCAUGCCCUGCGAGGCUCUGGUCCGGAUGGGGAAAGAUGCCACCCUCCUGAUACAUGAAGCCACCCUGGAAGAUGGUUUGGAAGAGGAAGCAGUGGAAAAGACACACAGCACAACGUCCCAAGCCAUCAGCGUGGGGAUGCGGAUGAACGCGGAGUUCAUUAUGCUGAACCACUUCAGCCAGCGCUAUGCCAAGGUCCCCCUCUUCAGCCCCAACUUCAGCGAGAAAGUGGGAGUUGCCUUUGACCACAUGAAGGUCUGCUUUGGAGACUUUCCAACAAUGCCCAAGCUGAUUCCCCCACUGAAAGCCCUGUUUGCUGGCGACAUCGAGGAGAUGGAGGAGCGCAGGGAGAAGCGGGAGCUGCGGCAGGUGCGGGCGGCCCUCCUGUCCAGGGAGCUGGCAGGCGGCCUGGAGGAUGGGGAGCCUCAGCAGAAGCGGGCCCACACAGAGGAGCCACAGGCCAAGAAGGUCAGAGCCCAGUGAAGAUCUGGGAGACCCUGAACUCAGAAGGCUGUGUGUCUUCUGCCCCACGCACGCACCCGUAUCUGCCCUCCUUGCUGGUAGAAGCUGAAGAGCACGGUCCCCCAGGAGGCAGCUCAGGAUAGGUGGUAUGGAGCUGUGCCGAGGCUUGGGCUCCCACAUAAGCACUAGUCUAUAGAUGCCUCUUAGGACUGGUGCCUGGCACAGCCGCGGGCCAGGAGGCUGCCACACGGAAGCAAGCAGAUGAACUAAUUUCAUUUCAAGGCAGUUUUUAAAGAAGUCUUGGAAACAGACGGCGGCACCUUUCCUCUAAUCCAGCAAAGUGAUUCCCUGCACACCAGAGACAAGCAGAGUAACAGGAUCAGUGGGUCUAAGUGUCCGAGACUUAACGAAAAUAGUAUUUCAGCUGCAAUAAAGAUUGAGUUUGCAAUUGUGAGUUCUUUUGCUUCCUCCUGCUGCUGCUACAGAGCAGGGUCUGCUGUGCACCACCUUGGAGAAGGCUCUCUGUGCUGUAGUGUGGCAGCUGCCUGGUACCCGGGUGGCUUGGAAGAAGUCAGCUCCCGUCGUAGUGAGCACCUCUGGAACCUGUCCUCAGAGAGCCACCCUUAUUCGCCAAGUCUUUUUGACAACUCGAGCUGUGCCAGCUCACAGCAGGGCGUGCUUUCUCUAUCAAUCAAUCAAUCAAUCAAUCAAAUCAAUCAGUGAGAGCCUGGCUGGGCUGGUGUCAUUGGUCAGGGAAAUGCAAGUCUUCUGGUGGUUCUGGGUAAAAGUGGAGACAAUAGAUUUGCUGUGUUGUUGCUUCCAUACUGAGAGGAGUGAGGAUCACUUUGCCCUCGAAGGUUUUGAGAAAUGGCACACGGGGCUGGUUUCCAUUGUCCUCCUUGCGGGAUUUACAGACGUGGAUUAGUGCUCGACAAAUGGAGAGCAUUUUCCAAGGAAGUAAGUAAGUAAAGUAAGUAAGUAAGUAAGUAAGUUGAAUCUAGUAUUUAUUGUGUAUAUUCCCUACCCAGGAGAAUGUAAAAAGAAGAGCUUUAAAAACUCAAAAGACAAGCAAGCGAGAGAUCAGCCAGGGACCUGGCUUUACACAGGUGGUGACCUUCAGGCUCCAUCCCGGUGUGCAUUUGAGAUUGACGGCCAUGUCCCCGCAGGUUUAUUAAAGCAAGAACAGAUGCCAAGCUCAGGGAUAAUAAAUCUAUUUUAAUAACGUUA